Anopheles maculipalpis is the source of this 3655-nucleotide messenger RNA. It is a transcript of the gene Eps-15, whose product is annotated as epidermal growth factor receptor substrate 15. The record is from RefSeq and is a predicted model, not a curated record. The transcript has 12 exons. Bases 48 to 3653 code for a protein of 1201 amino acids. Gene Ontology annotation, biological process: endocytosis; endosomal transport. Gene Ontology annotation, cellular component: plasma membrane; clathrin coat of coated pit; cytoplasm. Lineage: Eukaryota; Metazoa; Arthropoda; Insecta; Diptera; Culicidae. Gene Ontology annotation, molecular function: cadherin binding; calcium ion binding.
UGUUCAUCACGUCCUACGGCAGCAGCAACACAAUCCAUCACACAAUAAUGACCGACAUUGCGAAGAUCGCAGGAGACCACAUCCUGAUAUACGAGGGUUACUAUAAACAGCUGGAUCCAAAAGAAACGAACGAGAUCGGUGCACUAGCGGCAGCCAAAUUCCUCAAAAAGUCUGGCCUUAGCGAUGUCGUGCUCAGCCGGAUCUGGGAUCUGUCCGAUCCAACCGGCAAGGGUUUUCUCACCAAGGAAGGCUUUUUCGUCUCACUCAAGCUGAUCGGUUUGGCACAGGAAGGUUCAGAUAUAAGCAUCAAAAACAUCUACAAUGUCCUUUCGAAACCUCCACGGGUGGGCGACUUACCAAAGCCACCGGCACAGGUUAAACUGCUUCCUGCCGAAAGUACAGACUGGUCGAUGAAACCGGAAAAGCGGCAACAGUACGAGCAACUGUUCGAUUCCCUCGGUCCCAUGAAUGGGUUGCUGCCGGGUGCGAAGGUUCGCAUUACGCUGCUAAACUCCAAGCUACCGAUGGACACACUCGGCCGUAUCUGGGAUUUAGCUGACCAGGAUCGGGACGGUAGCCUCGACAAGCAUGAAUUCUGUGUCGCCAUGCAUCUCGUGUACGAAGCGCUCGAUAAACGAGCCAUCCCUGCCGUUUUGCCUCCACAGCUACAGCGCAACUAUGGCGCACCAUCGAACGGUGCCGGAUUCGACGCGUUCGGUAAUGGAGCUGCCGAUGGCGGGGGUGGUUUUGUGGCCAACUUCCCGACAGACAUUGCACCACCACCGGUCGUACCGCCGCUUCCGGCUGCACUCGCACGACCACCGCCACCGAUGACGGGAGGUGGCGGCGCCGCACCGAUCAUUCCACCCGUACCGAUGGUACCGCUCGUGUCCGCACCGAUCGAGGUGACCAGCUGGGUUGUGUCACCGUUGGAGCGUUGCAAGUACGAAGAAAUCUUCAACAAGAGCGAUACCGAUCGGGACGGGCUUGUGUCGGGACUGGAGAUUAAGGACGUUUUCUUGCAGUCGGGCGUGGCACAGAAUAUGCUGGCCCACAUCUGGGCACUCUGUGACACGAACCAGUCGGGCAAGCUAAAGCUGGAAGAGUUCUGCCUUGCUAUGUGGUUCGUUGAUCGAGCCAAAAAGGGUAUUGAACCGCCGCAAGCAUUGGCCCCGAACAUGGUACCGCCCAGUUUGCGUAAGAGUUCGCUCAUUCAAGCGCAGGAACCAGCACAGCCAACCUACAGCAAUCCGGAGCUGGAAAUGAUAUCCAAAGAAAUAGACGAGCUUGCGAAGGAGCGUCGCCUGCUGGAGCAAGAAGUCGCCCAGAAGGAGGCUGAUGUGCGAAUCAAGAGCGGUGAACUGCGUAGUCUGCAGAGCGAAUUGGACACGUUAACGGCAACGCUGAAGCAGCUGGAAAACCAAAAAGGUGAAGCGCAGAAGCGCUUGGAUGAUCUUAAGAAUCAGCAAGUAGAUGUAGAUCAAGCCUUGCUAGAGGUAGCGUCCAGCAUUGACGAAGCUCGUCAACAGGUGACCAAAAUACGCGAACAGUGCCAGAAGCAGGAAGCCACGCUGAAGGAGCAGGAAGGUGAGCUGGACUCGCGUCGUUCCGAGCUGCAGAAGCUGAAAGACGAAGAGCAAUCGCUCGAGAAAGAGUACAAUUCCAGCACCAAAGAGGUCGACCGGUUGACGUCUCAGCUGCAGGAUACGCAGCUGGAGAUCAGCCAGGUGAAGGCCAUGGUUACUCAAAUACAGGAGUACCAGCGUCAGAUGACGGACGCACUGUCAAUGUUCCGUUCGGCGAUCGAAUCGAAUGAUCCGAUACUGGUGUCGGAUUAUUCGCUCAAGAUAGAGCCCGAGUUCCGCGAGGCUAAGCAAGCGCUGGAGGAGAAAGAGGUAGAAAAUGCGAACAAGCGCGACCCGUUCGGUGAUAAUAGAGCGAAUGGGUUUAGCGCGGGCGAGACGGAAACGGGCUUUGGGGAUGAUUUUAAGUCGAACGGUUUCACCACCCAGUUCGACGUUGGUUCGAAUGGAGGAUUUCACAGCACGGCGGGUGGAGGUUUCGGAGACGAUGGGUUCGGUGCGUUCGGUGCGAAGACGAAUGCUAGCGGUGGUGCUGGUGGUGCGGAUCCGUUCGCAUCAGCCGGUGCCGAUCCUUUCGGUGAACGGAAAGGGAGUGCUGCAGAGCCCGCCAAAGAUGAGUUCGGAUGCGAUCCAUUUGCCAUACUGCACGCACCGACCACUGCCGGUCACGCGCUGACACCUAGUCCCAGCAAAUCCGUUGCACCACCGCGGCCAGAAUCGCCAAGCCCAGCCCUGCCACCGAAGAAAGCGAAGCAACCACCACCGCGUCCGGCACCACCACGACCAAUGCAGGGCCCUACGCCUACCAAACCUGCACCACCGGCGUCGGAUGCAUUCGGUGAUAGUAGCGGCGGUGGCAGCUUUGCCAACUUUGCCGACUUCGACAAUAAGAAUCUCAAACCAGUAACUUCCCAAGCACAAGCGUCGUCAUCGUCGUCAGCUUUUGCCUCGAGUGGAAACGCUUUCGGCAGCAAUCGAUCUCUUACCGGUGGUAAUGUGUUCAACAUGGCACCCUCAACCGUACCGAUUACUAUCGAAGCGGCCACUCCACCUACAACGACGGCUCCGGCCAUUCCGGUUGCUCCGGCGUCACCCAUUCCGAACCUGUCCUCAGCGCCAACACCGACACCGGUCGUUGAUUUUGCAGACGAUCCGUUCAAGGACUAUCGGUACGAGGAUCCGUUUAACAUUGAGGAUCCUUUCGCCGAUACUGACACUAAUGUCACAUCUUCCGAAGAUCCUUUUGCAUCAACAGCCACCACCAAUGCGGCAAACAACAACCACAUUCAAUCGGACAAAUUCGAUGUCAAAUUCACCAAAACGUCCACCAACUCGUUGGAACAGCUGGACGACCUGUUCAAGGGUGUGCGAAUUUCCGGCGACGGUGCAAACGAUACAUCAAGCCUCAACAAUACCGUCAAUCGGCUUAACAACAAUAUUGCUGCUGUGCCGAGGACUGCCGCAGGAUCCGUUGGAACGACGAAACCAUUCACGCUCGAUCCGUUUGAUGCAUUUAAUGAUAACUUUUCAAAAAACACCAACCAAACCGAGGACUCGCUGUUCAGCGCAUUCGGUAGCAAGGAGGGUAGCGAUGCUACCGACGCCGGUCUGAUGAUGGAUCCGUUCCGCGCAACGGCAACCACGGUUCCAUCUACGACUUCCGCCUCAACGAUGAUGAUGAAAUCGUUCGAGGAUGAAUUUUCCAAAAUGGAUACGAGCAAUGUGUUGAACAACAAUAAUCUUACGAUUGGAUCUGGUUCCUUCUCUAGUGGGCCCGUAUUUGAUGCCAAGUUUGACGAUGCGUUCAGUGCAUUUAACACAACGACUGCUAGUACUGGUAGCGGUAGUAGUACCCGGUACGGUGGUGUUGGUUUCGUUGCCACACUACCACCACCGGCCAAGAGUUCGAAGCCAGCAUCUAACGGUCCGUUAACCGGUAGCCUUAAGCGACCGGAUGGUAGUGCCGAUCCGCCGAAGUUGGUUGAGCGGUUUAAUGCCGAUUACUCCAAGGGUGAAUCAUUUGAUGCUGAUAUGCAGGCGGUCCUACAGCGGUCACUGGUCGAGAAAUGAUC